Triticum urartu is the source of this 666-nucleotide messenger RNA. RefSeq names its product ammonium transporter 3 member 1. Gene Ontology annotation, molecular function: ammonium channel activity. The record is from RefSeq and is a predicted model, not a curated record. Gene Ontology annotation, biological process: ammonium transmembrane transport. NCBI's taxonomy places the organism in Eukaryota, Viridiplantae, Streptophyta, Magnoliopsida, Poales, Poaceae. Gene Ontology annotation, cellular component: plasma membrane.
AUGUCGUUGGCCGCGGACUACAACAUGUCCGUUGGGUACGCGCCCAACGGCAUAGUGGUGCCGCCAUGGCUGAACAAGGGCGACAACGCAUGGCAGAUGAUCGCCGCGACGCUGGUGGGCUUGCAGAGCAUGCCCGGCCUGGUGAUCCUCUACGGCAGCAUCGUGAAGAAGAAGUGGGCCGUGAACUCGGCCUUCAUGGCGCUCUACGCCUUCGCCGCCGUGUGGCUGUGCUGGGUCACCUGGGGCUACAACAUGUCCUUCGGCCACCAGCUGGUCCCCUUCUGGGGCAAGGCCCGGCCGGCGCUCGGGCAGCAGUUCCUCCUCAUGCAGGCCGUGCUGCCGGAGUCCACCCACUUCUUCAAGGACGGCAGCCAAGAGACGCCCUGGAUCAAUCCGAAUUACCCCAUGGCCUCCAUGGUCUACUUCCAGUGCGUCUUCGCCGCCAUCACGCUCAUCCUCCUCGCCGGCUCGCUGCUGGGCCGCAUGAACAUCAGGGCCUGGAUGAUCUUCGUCCCGCUCUGGCUCACCUUCUCCUACACCAUCGGCGCCUUCUCGCUCUGGGGCGGAGGCUUCCUCUUCCAGUGGGGCGUCAUGGACUACUCCGGCGGCUACGUCAUCCACCUCUCCUCCGGGAUCGCCGGGGUCACCGCCGCGUACGGUGUCGGG